Messenger RNA from Perca fluviatilis (European perch), 4190 nucleotides. It is a transcript of the gene gjc2, whose product is annotated as gap junction protein gamma 2. Gene Ontology annotation, cellular component: connexin complex. The record is from RefSeq and is a predicted model, not a curated record. Bases 493 to 1746 code for a protein of 417 amino acids. The transcript is spliced from 2 exons. NCBI's taxonomy places the organism in Eukaryota, Metazoa, Chordata, Actinopteri, Perciformes, Percidae. Gene Ontology annotation, biological process: cell communication.
AAAUGUUGCACAUGAGCAUUGGGGGAGGUUGACUGUGUUGCGAUUAACACGCUCCCUCAGCUGGGUGUUCAUUUCAAUCUGCAGUACGAUAUCCUCAAGUCUGAACCCUUGGAUGAGGGUCACUUGCCAGAGGAGGAUUUUUUUCUGCCUCUCUGUUUUUUAUACUUCCUUCUUGGGCAGAAGGCUGGUGUAAUAGAAACCAGACACAAGCCAGAAUGUGAGGCAUUCACAGCGGCGAGACCUCACUGCUUCAUAGAAUGGGAAAACGGAAUAAAUAGAAAGUCUAGUCUGAUAAGUUCCAUUAUUGCUUUUUCAUUUUUGCCAUUCUGGAAGUUAUUAAUAAGACGGAAAAGGCCAGGACAUUAGGAUGGAAGUGGAAUUCAAUGGAUCAGACUGUUCAGGGGAUAUCUAGAGAGGGCACAGGAGACCUUCAGGAUGGGAAAUGCAUGUACAACUUUUCCAGAUUCUAGUUGAAAAGCUUGUUAGAGCAACAUGAGCUGGAGCUUUCUAACUCGUCUCCUGGAAGAGAUCCACAACCACUCCACCUUUGUGGGGAAAGUGUGGCUGACUGUGCUCAUCAUCUUCCGCAUUGUGCUCACAGCGGUUGGAGGCGAGUCUAUCUACUCGGACGAGCAGACCAAGUUCACCUGCAACACCAAGCAGCCAGGUUGUGACAACGUAUGCUAUGAUGCCUUUGCCCCGCUCUCGCACGUCCGCUUCUGGGUCUUCCAGAUCAUCAUGAUCUCCACUCCUUCUAUUAUGUACAUGGGUUACGCCAUCCACAAGAUAGCCCGAAGUACAGAGUUGGAUCGCAGGAAGCAACUCAGGCUCCGCAAAAAGUCUUCUCCUCUCUCCAGAUGGAGAGAAAGCCACCAUCUGGAGGAUGUCUUAGAGGAGGAUGAAGAUGACGAUGCUGAGCCCAUGAUCUAUGAGGAUACACUGGAGGUGCAGGAGGCCAAGCCCGUACCAGUGAGCAGCACAAGCAAAGACCCACCAAAACAUGAUGGCCGCCGAAGAAUUAUGCAAGAAGGCCUGAUGAGAAUCUAUGUUCUUCAGCUCAUGUCGCGAGCUAUUUUUGAAAUCGCUUUCCUUGCAGGACAGUAUCUCCUCUAUGGUUUUCAAGUUAGUCCUUCAUAUGUAUGUAACAGGGUCCCCUGUCCACACCGAGUGGACUGUUUCAUCUCCAGGCCCACAGAGAAAACAAUCUUCCUCCUCAUCAUGUAUGUGGUAAGCUGUCUUUGUCUAGUGCUAAAUGUGUGUGAGAUGCUUCACUUGGGAAUUGGCACUUUUCGGGACACCCUUCGCAUGAAGAGGAACGGCCGACGGACGUCCUACGGCUACCCGUUUUCUCGAAACAUCCCAGCCUCUCCUCCGGGGUACAACCUUGUGAUGAAGACAGACAAACCUAGCAGGAUCCCCAACAGCCUCAUUACCCACGAGCAGAACAUGGCCAAUGUGGCCCAGGAGCAGCAGUGCACCAGCCCAGAUGAGAACAUCCCUUCUGAUUUGGUAAGCCUACACCGGCACCUACGGGUUGCCCAAGAACAGCUCGAUAUGGCCUUUCAAACAUAUCAAACCAAAAACAACCAACAAACCUCCAGAACCAGCAGUCCUGUAUCUGGGGGUACAAUGGCAGAGCAAAAUCGCGUCAAUACAGUCCAGGAGAAACAAGGAGCAAGGCCGAAAUCAGCUACAGAGAAGGCGGCAACCAUUGUUAAAAAUGGAAAGACCUCUGUCUGGAUCUAGAGAUAAAUCUAAUUUAGUAAAUUAACAGUAAAAAACGGAGGUCUCCAGGACUCCAUUGUGACACAGCUGGAGGAAGUGUGUGUGUGUGUGCGUGUGAUUGAGAGAUGGGACUUUGGACAAUAACAAUUGACAAUUUCAAUCAAUCUAGCUGAAGAAGUACGGCACAAAGUUUACGAAAAUAUUAAAAAAGACACAUGAGGAAAUUAUCAAAUCCAGUAUAUCAAGAUUCUUCUUUGUUACUGUAGUGCAUUAUUCUGUGCUUGCCGUAGCUUCUGGACAUGGUUUACAUGUGCUUAUUUAGUUAAACAUCUCUAAUUCCAACUAAAAUGUCAAAGUAUAAACAUACUGCUUCGAGCUAUUUAUCUGUUCUACCCUUGACUGCCGCUGAACUGGAUUAAUCAAAAAAAAAAAUCUAACUCUGUAAGUGUGUGAUUGUACCCUUGAUCCAAAUUAGAAAACGCAGUGAAAAACACCGUACAAAUGCACAAUGACUCAUUUCUGAGGAAUGAUGAUUAUCGUUGGAAAGAUGCAUGUUUAAUAUUUGGGAAAGUAUUUUUGGAUGCAGAACGGAUGCUGAAAGCAGAUUCAAUGUGAAAUAUUUUGAUAAAGAUAAUGAAACAGGGCUGUGUCACUGCAGGCUCUCCCAGUCAACAUCUGAUCAGUGUGAUGAUCUUCAGUCAUUGCGUGCAAAGCCUUUAUCUAUUUUAUAUUUUCCAAAGCCUUUCAGUGUCACAUUAGAAGGGAAAGAGGUAGGUGAACAGAGAAUCAGAUUAUUUUCUAAACUAAAUACUGAUUUGCUGCAAUCUGAAGCAGAUGAUGCAUGCUUUACAAAUGGGAACAUACAGUAGAGACUACAGUAGAAACCCCAUCCUUAGCUAUUCAGUUAGCGCUACAUUUAUCUUAUGUUUAGGCAUGUUAGUUCUUGAAAAAGACCGUUUCAGUUUUUCUGUCAUUGAAGCAUAAAUUGGUUUCUGAGUAAUAUUUAAUCCUGCCUUCAAUGUUGUCAUAAUUCAAAGUGCCUCAAACUUUUAAAGACUGUUCUCAUAUUUUAUUCAUUAAGAAAUAAAAUUAUUUGAAAGGUCUGAUUUCUUGCUUUGUAAUGCAUCUGCCUCUCUGCCUUGUCACACUAAUAGCAAUAGUGUGUUUUUGAAACUGCAAAGUGAAACGUUUUUAUUGAAAUGUAUUUCAAGGUUGGAAGCUUGCAAUAAAGUUUUAUUGUUACAACAAAUGUGUCUCAUAUGUUGUAACAAGAAAACUAUCCGAUCAAAGCCUAAACAAAAUACAUAAACAAUUAGUCAAAUUGUAAAUGACUAAUUUAUACAAACUGAUGCUGGGAUGAGAUGUUGAGAUUCUUCUGUUAUACUAAUCACAACAAAUGUGUCUUAAAAAUACACUCACGGGCCAUUUACAGGUUGGAUCCCCUUUUUGCCUUCACAGUACAGUGAACUCAUUGUCAUGUUCAAGAAACCAGUUUGAGAUGAUUUAAGCUUUGUAACAUGUUGCGUUAUCCUGCUGGAAGUAGCCAUUAGAAGAGGGGUAGACACUGUAAUCAUAAAGAGAUAGACAUGGUCAGUAACAAUACUCACGUAGGCUGUGCUCAAUUAUUACUAAUGGGCCCAACGUUUGCUUCCCCAUUCUGAUGCUUGGUUUGAACUUCAGCAGUUCGCCUGCAUGUCUACAUGCAUAAAUGCAUUGAGUUUCUGCCACGUGAUUGGCUGAUUACAUAUUUUCAUUAACAAGUCGUUAAACAGGUGUACCUUAUGAAGUGGCCGGAGAGUGUAUGUACUCUAAGAAGAAUUUUUAAAUGUAUGGGGCAGCAAACUGUAAUGAGAAGAAUGGUAUAAAGUUUUAUGGAAAAUAAUGGGUGCAGGAGGGGCAUAUUGUUUUAUAACCUACAGAAUCACACAGCAUUUUUAUUCUCAAAUAUGGGACAAUACCAUAAAAAGGGUUCUUUUCCAGAUUCAGCUGCAGCAAUAAGAAAAUAAAAACAUUUAAAAAGAUUUACGAUUUACCUUUGGAGACAAACCCAUUUACGUAUUCAUUAUGUAUCCAUUAUUUAUUGGAUAAGUAGCAUCAGAUGUGGACUGCCACUUAGAACAAACAAACAGAACCUACAUUGGAGCAGCUCAUUGUAUCAGCAACCCCCACCACCAAUCCACAAAACGCAAUCUUAAAAAUGACUAAAUUAUCUCCAUACUCACAAAUUAUCACUGUAUUUCAAGAGGUACAGGCAACCUAUGAAUAUACUGAAUAUAUCUAAAGUUGACACAAUUUCCUCAAUCUCCGCGCCAAUGAAUCAAGUUGCACUCCACACCUGCAGCUAUUUAAGAAAUUGUUUAACAGAGAGAACAAUCUGUGUUUGUCCAAACUUUAGCAAAAGACCUCAUGUCAAAUUACAAUGAGCUUGUUUUUCAAAAAAUAAAAUAUUGGAGAGCUGCUUCUUA